Molecule: messenger RNA, 327 nt
Organism: Rhizophagus irregularis DAOM 181602=DAOM 197198
Lineage: Eukaryota; Fungi; Glomeromycota; Glomeromycetes; Glomerales; Glomeraceae
Source: RefSeq, a predicted model, not a curated record
AUGGCCAAACGGCCAAUGGCCAACACUGGUAAAAUGUUGAGUGAAAAUUUAAAAUGGCGUAUUAUCUAUUGUUAUGAAGAAUGUUAUAAAUCAAAAGAAAUUGCUAAGAGGUUAUACGUCAGUAAAACAACAGUUACUAAUAUUUGUAAAAUUUUUGAUAAAUGGGGAUGUGUUAAUAAUCCAUUCACUGGAAAGUCAGGAAAAAGGAAGAUAUUUACAUCAGAGGAUAUGCAGAUACUGCAAGAUAUUGUUCAGGAAAAAGUUGAUUAUUAUUUAGAUGAAUUAAUUUAUGAAAUGGAAAUAAAAACUGGAAAUUGCAAAAAGUAG